AUGCCUUAUCCAGCAGUGUUGGCAGCAAGACUGAAGUCGGGAAGUAUGACAAGUGUGGAAGGUUUCAUAAAGGUGAAUAUCUUUCUGGAUCCAACACUUAUUUUUGGUGCCAACAAUCAAGAUAUAUGCCAAGGAAUUGCCCUAGCUUGGGACGAAGGGCUCCAACAGAUUUUAAGAGUGGUGCUAUACCAUCUCAAAGAAAUUUUGAAAGGUUUAGGGCAACUAAGUCCGCGGGAUCAAUGCCAAUCCAAGGUGAAGAGAACAUUGGGCCAAUUUACUCCUGCUCAAUGGGACAAAGAUGAAUGGCAUCCCCUUCAAGGGCCAUGGAGGUUCAUCCAAGUUCUUACUCUUUGUGUCGUCUUCCUCACUGUCGAGCUAAACACAUUCUUUCUUAAGUUCUGCCUUUGGAUACCGCCCGGAAACCCUGUUGUGAUUUAUAGAUUGAUCCUAUGGUGGAUUAUUGCAAUACCCACUAUUCGCGAGUACAACUCCUACUUGCAAGACAGGAAGCCAACGAAGAAGAUAGGAGCAUUUUGUUGGCUUUCAUUAGCUAUUUGCAUUGUGGAACUCCUCAUAUGCAUCAAAUUUUGCCAUGGUCUAUUUCCCAACCCAAUGCCUCCAGCAUGGCUGGUAAUCUUCUGGGCCUCUAUGGGGUUAAUGCUGGUGCUCUUCCUACUGUUCUGGACAUGGCGAAAUCAUUGUGUUAUGCACAAAAAGAGGCAAUAAUUUCUAUUUAAUUUCUCAUAUUCCUGUUUUUUUUUCUUAAUUUAUUU
Phalaenopsis equestris is the source of this 773-nucleotide messenger RNA. RefSeq names its product CDP-diacylglycerol--serine O-phosphatidyltransferase 2-like. The transcript is spliced from 4 exons. Gene Ontology annotation, molecular function: L-serine-phosphatidylethanolamine phosphatidyltransferase activity. Gene Ontology annotation, biological process: phosphatidylserine biosynthetic process. NCBI's taxonomy places the organism in Eukaryota, Viridiplantae, Streptophyta, Magnoliopsida, Asparagales, Orchidaceae. Bases 1 to 726 code for a protein of 241 amino acids. The record is from RefSeq and is a predicted model, not a curated record.